UGCUCCGACAGAGUGAGGGCAGUAUGCCUUGAAAAAAUAUGACACAGAAAUGCUGAAAAUUUCCUUUCCUGCCGCUGCCAUGGCCGAGCUCCCCAGUUCCCUCUUUCCGAAGCGACUUCUCAAGCUACUCAAAGCCGAGAAGAAUACUCUAUCCGCACUGUCCCUGUUCGACUCGGCUACACGCCAACCGGGUUACACCCACUCUCCUCAUGUAUUCCACCACAUUCUUCGUCGACUCGCCGAUUCAAGACUUGUUGUCCAUGUAUCUCGGAUCGUCGAACUCAUUGAAACCCAGAAAUGCCAAUGCACAGAAGAUGUUGCUUUAACAGUGAUCAAAGCAUAUGCAAAGAGCAAAAUGGUAAACGAAGCUUUAGAUACGUUUCAACGAAUGGAGGAGAUUUUUGGUUGCAAGCCUGGCAUAAAAUCGUAUAAUUCUUUGCUUAAUGCUUUUAUUGAGAUCAAUCAGUGGGAGAGGGCUGAGUCUUUUUUUGCUUACUUUACAACUAUUGGUGUAUCGCCAAAUUUGCAGACUUAUAAUAUUUUGCUCAAGAUAUCGUGUAAGACUAAGCAAUUUAAAAAGGCAAGAGGGUUGUUGGAUUGUAUGUGGAAUAAGGAUUUAACGCCCGAUGUAUAUAGUUAUGGCACCGUUAUCAAUGGGAUGGUGAAAGGGGGCGAUCUAUCAGGGGCAUUGGAGGUGUUUGAUGAAAUGUUCACAGGAGGUGUGAUUCCUGAUGUGACGUGUUACAAUAUAAUGAUUGAUGGUUUUCUGAAGAAAGGGGAUUAUGAUAAUGCUAUGGAUAUUUGGCAGAGGUUAGUGAAGGGGUCUUCGGUUUUUCCAAAUGUGGUUACUUAUAAUAUCAUGAUUAAUGGGUUGUGCAAGUGUGGGAGGUUUGAUGAGAGUUUGCAGAUAUGGGAUAGGAUGAAGAAGAAUGAGCGUGAAAAUGAUGUGUUUACAUAUAGCAGUUUGAUACAUGGUUUAUGUGAAGCAGGGAAUAUUGAUGGAGCUUUGAAAGUUUAUAGAGAGAUGAUUGAAAGUGGUGUGGUGGUUGAUGUUGUUACUUAUAAUGCAAUGCUUAAUGGAUUUUGUCGAGCAGGGAAGAUUAAGGAGGGUUUUGAGUUGUGGGUGGUAAUGGGAAAAGAGAAUUGUCGGAAUGUUGUUAGUUAUAACAUUUUCAUCAAAGGGUUGUUUGAGAAUGGAAAGGUAGAAGAAGCAAUUUCUGUUUGGGAACUCUUGCGUAAGAAGGGUUGUGGGUCCAAUUCCACGGCUUAUGGUAUUGUAAUUCAUGGUCUCUGCAAGAAUGGACGUUUGAAUAAGGCUUUAAAGAUAUUAAAGGAGGCUGAAGAUGGACGAGCUGAGCUGGAUGCUUUUGCAUAUUCUUCAAUGGUUGAUGGGUUGUGCAAAGAAGGGAGAAUAGAGGAAGCAACCAACAUAGUCAUUCAGAUGGAUAAAUAUGCCUAUAAGCUGGAUCCUCAUGUUUGUAAUCCCUUGAUUAAUGGGCUUAUUCAAGCUUCCAAACUUCAGGAGGCAAUAUUCUUUUUUAGGGCAAUUGAGUGUAAGGGUUUUUCUCCUACUAUUGUCUCCUAUAACACGCUUAUAAAUGGUUUAUGCAAAGCAGAAAGAUUCAGUGAGGCAUAUUUUUUUGUUGAGGAGAUGCUAGAGAAAGAAUGGAAGCCAGACAUGAUCACAUAUAGCUUGCUGAUGAAUGGCCUUUGUCAAGGAAGGAAGAUUGAAAAGGCCAUCAGCUUGUGGCACCAGGCUCUUGACAGAGGUUUUAAGCCUGAUGUAACUAUGCACAACAUUUUGAUGCAUGGGCUUUGCUCCGUUGGCAAAAUUGAAGAGGCUAUGCAGCUUUAUUCAGAUAUGAAAUUAUUAAACUGUGUUCCCAAUCUUGUGACGCACAAUACCCUCAUGGAGGGGCUUUAUAAAGUCAGGAACUGUGAGAAAGCAUCAGAGAUUUGGGAUAGCAUUUUGGAAGAUGGGCUACAGCCAGAUAUUAUCUCCUAUAAUAUUACCAUUAAGGGACUUUGUUCUUGCAGUAGAAUAUCAGAUGCCGUUGGGUUUUUGAAUGAUGCUUUGAAUCGAGGAAUACUUCCAACUGCUGUUACAUGGGACAUCCUUGUUAGAGCCGUAGUUAAUUUUGGGACCUCCUAAAUCCAGAUAUUUUAGGGUUUCAUUUAUCUUCGAAGAUUGUGCAACUUUAUGCUGAAACUAGUCCUGAUGGAAGUGUGAUGGGUGAUAAAAAAACAUGCAAUUCUUUCAAACUAAUUUUGAGUGAGUUUUCCAGAAGAUGUUCACACCUUGUAUACCACCUUGAACUUACUUUGGCAGAUGGUGACCGGUGAGUAUGCAGAGCACCAAAAUCUUAUUCCAAAACUUUGUCUGAGAUGCAGAAAAGUAGGUGCAUGUUUGGAAUAUAGAUAUAUUUUUUUGGGAAAAGUACACUUAAGUACCUUGUGGUUUACGCAUUUUAUUAAAAGGGGCUUGAGGUUUUCUUUUUUGUACAUAAGGGCCUAUGGUUUAAUACCGUUAGUCACUUUGUUAGCACUUAAGGGACAAAGUGACUACCGGUAUUAGAUUUUUACUGAUGUGCUGAAUAUGCGCAGAUAUAGCGAUGAUGUGGCAAAAUGUGGCACUGACAUGGCAUGCUAUCAAUGCCACGUCAGCGGUACGUCAAUAAUUUUAUUAUUGUUAUUUAUUUUGGGACAUAAGUGCAAAAGCUUAAAGGCACAUGUCUCUUAAGUAUCAAAAGCUAAAACCACAUAUCAUUUAAGUACCAAAAAAAAGGAAAGCUCGGGCCCUGAAUGUUAAAAGUUUAAAAUUAUAUGAUACUUGAGUGUAUUUUACGCUUUGAUUUACAAAUCAGUCUUUAAAUAUUAUAAUUAUUUCUAAUCCCUUUGCCUCUAUCUUUCCCUUCUCUCCCUUUUAGAGAUGGAGUAAGGAAGACGGAGAUGGAGUAAGGAAGACGGAGAUGGAGAGAAACCAAAAUAGGAAGAGAGAAAGGGUGAAAAAGAUAGAUAGAGGGAGACAAAAAUGGAGGGAGGGAGAUAGGGAUGGUGAGAGACCCAAAUAGAAAAAGAGGGAGAGAGACCUUUUAGUAAGAGAGAUGGAUAGAGGGAGAGAGACCUAAAUAGUAAGAGAAAUGGCGAAAUACAUGGACAAAGAGAAACAGAGUGAGAGGGAGAGAAAAGAGCAAAUGGAUUAUAAUAAUUAUAAUACUUAUGGACUUAUUUGUCAAAAUUUAAAUACUUAUUUGUAAAUCAAAGGUAAAAUAUAUUUAAGUAUCAUAUACUUUCAAACUUUUAACAUUCAAGGCUCAAGUUUUCCUUUUUUUUGGCACUUAAGGGACAUGUGCUUUUAUCUCUUGACACUUAAGGGACAUAUGCUUUUAACAGUUUUCACUUAUGUCCCAAAAUAAAUAAAUAAAUAAUAAUAAUAAUAAUAAUAAUAAUAAUAAAAUAAAAUUGCUGACGUGGCAUUGACUUGUCAUUGAUGUGGCGUUGAUGGCAUGUCACGUCAGUGCCAUGUUUUGCCACAUCGUUGCCAUGUCAGGGCAUACCUGCCACAUCAGUAAAAAAUCUAACACCGUUAGUUACUUUGUCCUUUAAGUGCUAACGGUGUUAAACCAUAGGCCCUUAUGCGUAAAAAAGAAAACCUCAAGUUCCUUUUAAUAAAACGCGUAAACCAUAGGGUGCCUAAGUGUACUUUUUAUUUUUUCUUUUUUUGAAUACUUCAUAGAAAACCAGUGAAUUAGUAUGCAACCAAUUACAUGUAUAAACCUCCCAAAUUAGAUUGGUUAUUGUUUUAUUCCAUACAAACCAAUAGAUUCUUCGUUUAAAAAUGCAAAGUUUGGCUCUGAAAAUCCGGAAGUAUAUUUUCAUCAUUUUAAACCGUCCAGUUUAUUUUGGUUGUAUGAAAUACAGCAACUGACCUGCAUCUUUGAUAUGAAUAUCAACAAUGCAAGCAAUGAAACAGAAGCAUUCUAGAAAUGAUGCGAUGUUGCUAAAUGUCUAAAACUAGCCACGCUGACAUAAUGGCUACAGCUUUUUUGUUUCCAUGAGUACAGUGGCAGGGAAUGGUUCCUAAAGCAUCAAGCACGAUAACUCAGUUAUAUGGUUCUUGGUGAUGCAGUAAUAUCGCCAAGAUCAAAGUGGAUGAUGCAAAAGAAAAUAGCUUGAUGUAUCAAACCCAAGUUGCAAGUUUCACUUGGGGCUAUUGUAUCAUGCUAUAUUCAAUGAGGGUUAUGUAAUAGCAUAAUUUCAUUAACUAGAGAGGGAAAGAUCUUCAUUUCUUUUCCUUGUCUGUUUUCUUGGUACUUUCCAUCUCUGAUGACAAUUUCUGCUUGUAGCUGAACCAAGUGAUCAACCCACUAAAAUUGCUCCAAGAACUGCAACUUUCCACCAAUCAGGGGAAGAGUAAAUGAAAGAAUCAGCAAUAGCCAUGACCGGCACUGCCAUUAGAGCAAGAUUCUUCAAAAGCUUGCAUGGCUUUCCAUAUUCUCCAUUAUCUGCUAAUAAAAAAGAAUGAAUAAUGAGUGGAUUAUCAAGAGAAUUGCUUCUCUAUGCAUUGUAUGAUUGUCAUAGACAAUAAAGGAAUUCAACAGACCCUGGCACCAGCUUCGUCGAGUCCUUUGAGAGCAUCUUCUCCAAUUCUAUCGAAUUCAGCAUUGGCUUCUUCGGCAAAUGAGUUAGAUAAGCAGAUCUCUCAUCAAAAUAAUCAGUGACACGAACUUUUUGAGCUUCAAGCAUAGCUAUUCUGGCGAGUAGCUCUUGCUUAUGAGUAUCACCUUCAGAUGGGGAGGCCUUAGAAUCAGGAUCAUCGGACUUGCAAAGGCAGAAGGUUGAAUCCUUUAGGUUGGUUGAUCUCCCAGUCAGGAAAAGGGCUUGCUUUGGAGGCAGGAAGGAGGCAUUAAUGGCUUUGAGGGUGAUAAUCUUCUUCUGUCCACAGGAGAGUGAAAGAGAGGGGACGUUAAUGGCUUUGAGGGCGAUCAUCUCUCUUGGACCAGUGGCUAUUUUGGACAUUUCAUUUGGUGGACAUUAUCCGUUGCGAGAACUUACUGUGGUCCUUUUCAAAAGGUGAGCUCUUUGCUAAUACAAAUUUUCUUUUAGGUGUAAAUUAUAAGUUAAAUUUUUUAAAUUUAUUGAAAAUUACAAUUUAAUCCUAUAAUUUUAAUUUUAAAAAUAAGUUAAUCCUUGAAUCUGUUAAUAACGAAGUUAUUCUACCCAAUUUUCAUUUAAUUUGCCUUUAGUAGAUAGAAAAUGAUAAAAAUAGCCUCUCCUUCUCUGUGAACCAUCUCUCCCUCCUCCUUUCCAUUGAAAAUGACAAUCCACACCUCUCUUUCCCCAGAAUCACAAUGACAUAAUUAAUAAUUAAAUGGACAAAAUUUAAAAACUAAUUUAACAAAUCCACAAAAACCAAAAUUGAAUUGAAAUUCACAAACAAAUCGUCUAGCAACAUUGAAUAGACGCAGAGCAUCGGUCCAGAUUGACCCAUGGAAGCUCGCCGCAAGUUCUCCAGCUGCUCUUGCACCCACUCCAGAAUUCAAACGCGAGGAAUUCAAGGCUCAUCCCAUCAUUGUCGCUGUAAUGGCAAUCGAAGUUGGGCGCCCCCCUCACACGCCCGUCUAUGUCCCUCUAUAUAAACGCCUUUUUUUUUUUUUUUUUUUCAUUUUUUGAUAAGCUCUCUUUAUAGUUUCUUGUUUUGAGUAGAGCAUGCAAAUUCUCUCUGAAGUUCCAGAGACUGAUGUGAAUGAUCCAGUGAGUGCCUGAGUCACUUUAUAUGAUUCAUAGUCCUUGUAUAAUGUACCAGAAGUAGAAGUUGAUUAUGGUCUCAUUUUCUGAACUUAAUCCCUUUGAAGUAGUCAAGAGGGAACCAGCCUUGUUCAGUGUAACAGUACAAGUUACCUUGAUAUUCCAACAUUUGAGUGAAUUCUGUGUUUUAAGUACCUUA
Molecule: messenger RNA, 5947 nt
Organism: Hevea brasiliensis (rubber tree)
Lineage: Eukaryota; Viridiplantae; Streptophyta; Magnoliopsida; Malpighiales; Euphorbiaceae
Product: pentatricopeptide repeat-containing protein At3g09060
Exons: 4
Coding region: 50-2152 (700 amino acids)
Molecular function (GO): protein binding
Source: RefSeq, a predicted model, not a curated record